Messenger RNA from Jaculus jaculus (lesser Egyptian jerboa), 3610 nucleotides. Its product is annotated as tetratricopeptide repeat protein 30A2. The record is from RefSeq and is a predicted model, not a curated record. Gene Ontology annotation, molecular function: protein binding; intraciliary transport particle B binding. The transcript has a single exon. Bases 168 to 2162 code for a protein of 664 amino acids. Gene Ontology annotation, cellular component: axonemal microtubule; intraciliary transport particle B. Lineage: Eukaryota; Metazoa; Chordata; Mammalia; Rodentia; Dipodidae. Gene Ontology annotation, biological process: intraciliary transport.
UUCCGAGAGAUUCGACAACACUACACCGGAAUUGACGGAAAUCCACCCAAUAAAUCGCCUCUAGCUCUGAGCAGAUACUUCCGCUACAAAGUAGCCUCCCCACACUCUUCCGUUUCCUGUCGGCCUGUUGCCUUGGAAACAAACAUGAACUGUAAUCCUGGGCUACAAUGGCGGGGCUGAGCGGCUCGCACAUCCCCGACGGGGAGUACACGGCCGUCAUCUACCGGCUCAUCCGCGACUCCCGCCACGCAGACGCCGUGCAGCUGCUGGGCGGAGAGCUGCAGCGCAGCCAGAGGAGCCGCGCGGGCCUCUCGCUGCUGGCCUACUGCUACUACCGCCUGCAGGAGUUCGUGCUGGCCGCCGAGUGCUACGAGCAGCUCAGCCUCCUGCACCCCGAGCUCGAGCAGUACCGCCUGUACCAGGCGCAGGCCCUCUACAAGGCCUGCCUCUACCCAGAGGCCACCCGGGUCGCCUUCCUCCUGGACAACCCCACCUACCACAGCCGCGUCCUCCGCCUGCAGGCGGCCAUCAAGUACAGCGAGGGCGACCUGCCAGGGGCCAGGAGCCUGGUGGAGCAGCUGCUGAGUGGGGAAGCUGGAGAGGAGAGCGGCGGUGAGAACGACCCCGACGGUCAGGUCAAUUUGGGUUGCUUGCUCUACAAGGAGGGACACUAUGAAGCUGCCUGUUCCAAGUUCUUUGGGGCCCUGCAGGCAUCGGGCUACCAGCCUGAUGUGUCCUACAACCUGGCUCUGGCCUAUUACAGCAGCAGACAGUAUGCCCCAGCAUUGAAACAUAUCGCAGACAUUAUUGAACGGGGCAUCCGCCAGCACCCAGAGCUGGGUGUGGGCAUGACCACGGAGGGCAUUGACGUCCGCAGCGUUGGCAACACCUUUGUCCUCCACCAGACUGCGCUGGUGGAAGCCUUCAACCUCAAGGCAGCCAUAGAGUACCAGCUGAGAAACCACGAGGCAGCCCAGGAAGCCCUCACUGACAUGCCGCCCAGGGCAGAGGAAGAGCUGGACCCUGUGACCCUGCACAACCAGGCCCUGAUGAACAUGGAUGCCAGGCCUACUGAGGGCUUUGAAAAACUACAGUUUCUGCUCCAGCAAAACCCCUUUCCCCCAGAGACCUUUGGCAACCUGCUGCUGCUCUACUGUAAGUAUGAGUAUUUUGACUUGGCGGCAGAUGUCCUGGCAGAAAAUGCCCAUUUGACUUACAAGUUCCUCACCCCCUAUCUCUAUGACUUCUUGGAUGCCAUGAUCACGUGCCAGACAGCUCCCGAAGAGGCUUUCGUUAAGCUGGAUGGGCUGGCGGGGAUGUUGACUGAGCAGCUCCGAAGACUCACCAAGCAAGUCCAGGAAGCCAGGCACACCAGGGACGAAGAAGCCGUCAUUAGGGCGGUGAAUGAAUAUGAUGAUGCCCUUGAGAAGUACAUUCCCGUGUUGAUGGCCCAGGCCAAAAUCUACUGGAACCUUGAAAAUUAUCCCAUGGUGGAGAAGAUCUUCCGCAAAUCUGUGGAAUUCUGUAAUGACCAUGACGUGUGGAAGCUGAAUGUGGCUCACGUCCUUUUCAUGCAGGAAAACAAAUACAAGGAAGCCAUCGGCUUCUAUGAGCCCAUUGUCAAGAAGAAUUAUGAUAACAUCCUGAGUGUCAGCGCCAUUGUGUUAGCCAACCUCUGUGUUUCCUACAUUAUGACUAGUCAGAACGAAGAAGCCGAGGAGCUGAUGAGGAAGAUUGAAAAGGAGGAAGAGCAGCUCUCCUAUGGAGACCCAGAUAAGAAAAUCUACCACCUGUGCAUUGUGAACUUGGUGAUAGGAACGCUUUACUGUGCCAAAGGAAAUUAUGACUUUGGCAUUUCUCGAGUUAUCAAAAGCUUGGAACCUUACCAUAAAAAGCUAGGGACUGAUACCUGGUAUUAUGCCAAAAGAUGCUUCCUAUCGUUACUAGAAAACAUGUCAAAACAUACGAUCAUGCUGCGUGACAGUGUUGUUCAAGAGUGCGUGCAGUUUCUGGAGCACUGUGAAGUCUUUGGCAGGAACAUACCCGCGGUGAUAGAACAGCCCCUGGAGGAGGAGAGACUGCACAUGGGGAAGAACACGGUCACGUAUGAGUCCAGGCAGUUAAGAGCACUGAUUUAUGAGAUUAUGGGAUGGAAUAUGUAGAUGUGGCUGAGAAUGAGUUUUAUCAUGAUGGCUCUGUUUUGUAAAUUUGCUCUGUUUUACUAACCUAUUUAGGCUUUGCUAUUUAUAUUUGUUACACGUUGGACUUUGUACACUUGAUCAUUACAACAAAAUUAGAUAAGACAUUCAUUUCUUUUUAAUACCCCCCAACAUGAGAUACUGUAGAACUCUGGCAUCCGGAAGUAUAAAAAGUUCAGAAGAGAGGAUGUUUUGUCUAUCCGAAAUUUUAAUGAUUAUGGUUUUUCUUUUUUUAAAAUAAUUUGUAUCUUGAGCAGGCCUUGCACAGGAAUUGCCUUCUCCAGGGACCAGGCACUGAGUCCAGAACUUAGUAGUAAUGUAUAGGACUUCUAGCCUUUUAAUAAUCAUGUCAGCAAUUGUAUUUUCUGUUCUCAUACUCCCUUAGUUUCAUAUAUCAUUAGGGUAUUUUGGCAAUGUUUUCCAAUAUAGAGAUAAGCUUUGGCCAAACAAAAUUCUCCGGGUUAUUAACAGUUUUACUAGUAUGCAAGAUUCAGUGGGAAAUCUUGUUUAUUUAACUAUGGUGCUGCUGUGUAGACAAUAAACAGUGAUGAAGAACAGUGGUAACUGAAGACUUAGUUCUUAAUGGCUAUAUUUGUCUAUGCAAUUUAGGAUAUGCUGAGGUGUCCUUAUUUUAGUCCUUGAAUAAAGAAAAUGUACUUUGUCCCCAUCUCCCCACACACAUAUGCAAAACUUGUUUACUACAGCUAUCACUAGUGAAUGAAGAGGUCGAUUUUGAAAAUUUAUCUUACUGGUUUACUAUUUUCAGUCUACAACCUUGAAUAGUUUUCUGGAUUCCCUGCUCAUUGUGAUCAGGAAUCCCAUUUUCUGAACCCUGUAAGAGCUUUACUGUUUUCUUUCUUUUUCCCUCCUAUCUCUCCAUAAAUGCAACCCCAACUUGAUCUGGCUUUUAAAAAGUAUUUUUUGAAUUGUAUUGCUGAUUUUGAAUGUCUUCCCUACAAAAUUAGCCAUUUCUUAAGAGUUCAACCAAAUUUCUCCUACUGGAGGAUAAAAAGCACCUAAUGAGAUGACAACCCCUUCCCCCCAACACCUUGCCCCUUUAAGAAGAAACUUCAGUCACACACACAAAGAUAAGCUCAGCGCAGUUCCUUGAAUUCCUAAGUGCUCAAGUUCUAUUAAAUUAUAAAAUUUGUCUCACUUUAAGUCUAAUGGUUUUGAAUUUAAGGCAUAUCUUAAAUGAUCUGAGCUGCUGACAUUUACUAGUGAUGGUUCAAACUCAUAUUUUGAGGAGAAACAAUGUUAAGUGACCCCUUCAAUGCAUCCCAGAGCACAUUCCAUGUCUGAGAAAUAAAAUUUCUGUAUUCAAUGUGUUGCUGCAGUAGCUGUGUGUCUCAGUCUUUAUGGCCCUGUAGGAUUUGGGAACUUAUGAAUUAAAAUCUUAUUUUCAACAGCCA